CUGUUUUGUUUGUUUCAGGUUCUCGGCCUAUUUGGAUCUACACAGUGGAAGUUGCAUCUUGUGUAUGGCGUGGUUAAGCUUGCAGCCUGUCACCUCGGCCUUCCUCCAUUUUGGGCUGGUUACUUUUGUGCUGUUUUUGCAUGGUUUGCAGGUGGAUGCUGGCCUGACGGGAGACUCAACCAGUACAGUACAAAACAGCUCGUGCUCAGGAUCUUUUGACUGCAAGGAGGGUGUUAUCCUGCCAAUAUGGUACCCAGAAAACCCAUCCCUUGGGGACAAAAUUGCCCGUGUUAUUGUAUACUUUGUAGCGCUGAUCUACAUGUUCCUUGGAGUCUCCAUCAUUGCAGAUCGUUUCAUGGCAUCUAUAGAGGUCAUUACAUCACAGGAGAAAGAAAUAACAAUUAAGAAACCAAAUGGAGAGACCACAACGACCACCAUUCGGAUUUGGAAUGAAACUGUUUCCAACUUGACCCUCAUGGCUCUGGGCUCCUCUGCUCCUGAGAUCCUCUUGUCUCUGAUAGAAGUGUGUGGGCAUGGAUUCAUAGCUGGAGACCUGGGGCCAUCCACAAUUGUUGGCAGCGCUGCGUUCAAUAUGUUUAUCAUCAUUGCCAUCUGUGUCUAUGUGAUCCCUGAUGGGGAAACCAGGAAGAUAAAACACCUGAGGGUUUUCUUUGUCACAGCUGCAUGGAGCAUCUUUGCUUACAUCUGGUUGUACAUGAUCCUUGCUGUCUUCUCUCCAGGUGUGGUUCAGGUUUGGGAAGGCCUGCUCACGCUUUUCUUCUUUCCACUUUGUGUCGUCCUGGCUUGGAUAGCAGAUAGACGCCUGCUUUUCUAUAAGUACAUGCACAAAAAGUACCGUACUGAUAAGCACAGGGGCAUUAUCAUAGAAUCAGAAGGCGAUCACCCGAAGGGAAUUGAGAUGGACGGCAAGAUGAUGAACUCUCACUUUCUAGAUGGGAACUUAGUGACUGUGGAGGGGAAGGAGGUAGAUGAAUCUCGCAAAGAGAUGAUCCGGAUCCUAAAGGACCUGAAGCAAAAGCACCCAGAAAAGGACUUGGACCAGCUGGUAGAGAUGGCCAACUACUACGCCUUGUCUCAUCAGCAGAAGAGCAGAGCCUUUUAUCGCAUUCAAGCAACCAGAAUGAUGACGGGAGCUGGCAAUAUUCUGAAGAAGCAUGCAGCUGAGCAAGCCAAGAGAACCACUAGCUUGCAUGAGGUACGGCCAGAGGAACCCGAGGAAUUCAUCUCUAAAAUUUAUUUUGACCCGUGCUCCUACCAGUGUCUUGAGAACUGUGGUGCCGUUCUCCUGACAGUGGUGCGGAAAGGAGGGGACAUGUCCAAGACCAUCUAUGUGGACUAUAAAACAGAGGAUGGCUCUGCCAAUGCUGGUGCUGACUAUGAGUUCACAGAGGGGACUGUUGUCUUGAAAUCUGGGGAGACCCAGAAGGAGUUCUCGGUGGGAAUUAUUGAUGAUGACAUAUUUGAGGAAGAUGAGCAUUUCUUUGUGCGGCUCAGUAACCUCCGUGUGGUGGAGAGUGAGGAACCUCCAGAGCUCAGUAACUCCCCAUACCCAAAGGCCAUAUUGGCUUCUCCUUGUGUGGCCACAGUGACUAUCCUGGAUGAUGAUCAUGCUGGCAUCUUCACAUUUGAGUGUGACAUUAUACAUGUCAGUGAGAGCAUUGGUGUGAUGGAAGUCAAAGUCCUAAGGACAUCAGGUGCGCGGGGUACAGUCAUAGUGCCAUUUAGGACAGUAGAAGGGACAGCGAAAGGAGGUGGAGAAGACUUUGAAGACACUUACGGGGAGCUGGAGUUCAAGAAUGAUGAAACUGUCAAAACAGUUCACAUCAAGGUAAUUGAUGAUGAGGAGUAUGAAAAAACCAAGAAUUUCUUCAUUGAGCUGAUGAGCCCCCGCAUGGUGGAUAUGAGUUUACAGAAAGCCCUACUGCUCACGCAAGAGGUGGCUGAGAGGAAGAUGACAGUUGAAGAGGAGGAAGCCAAGAGAAUUGCAGAGAUGGGCAAACCAAUACUCGGCGAGCACCCCAAACUGGAAGUCAUCAUUGAGGAGUCCUAUGAGUUCAAGAGCACCGUGGACAAGCUGAUUAGGAAGACAAACCUGGCUUUGGUUGUAGGGACACAUUCCUGGAGGGACCAGUUCAUGGAGGCCAUUACUGUGAGCGCAGCAGGUGAUGAGGAUGAGGACGAGUCUGGUGAGGAGCGCCUGCCAUCCUGCUUUGACUACGUGAUGCACUUCCUGACAGUCUUCUGGAAGGUGCUUUUUGCCUGUGUGCCCCCCACUGAAUACUGCAAUGGCUGGGCCUGCUUCGUCGUCUCCAUCCUCAUCAUUGGCAUGCUCACCGCCGUCAUCGGCGACCUCGCCUCCCACUUCGGCUGCACCAUUGGCCUCAAGGACUCGGUGACCGCCGUCGUCUUCGUCGCCUUCGGCACUUCUGUACCAGACACCUUCGCCAGCAAAGCUGCAGCCGUCCAGGACAUGUACGCUGACGCCUCCAUCACCAAUGUCACAGGCAGCAACGCUGUCAACGUCUUCCUGGGCAUCGGGCUGGCGUGGUCGGUGGCAGCGAUCUACUGGGCGUCGCAGGGGCAGGAGUUCCAGGUGUCAGCAGGCACCUUGGCGUUCUCCGUCACCCUCUUCACCAUCUUCGCCUUCAUCUGCAUCAGCGUCCUCCUCUACCGCCGGCGACCCCACCUUGGGGGGGAGCUGGGCGGCCCCCGGGGCUGCAAAGUGGCCACGACAUUGCUCUUCGUCAGCCUCUGGCUGCUCUACAUCCUCUUCGCCACCCUGGAGGCCUAUUGCUACAUCAAGGGGUUUUAGGCGGUGGAGGGACGGUGCUGCCGGGGGAGGGACCACCUCCUCCGUUACCUCACCGGACACCGGUCCUGGAAGCGCUGUUUCACUGGAGGGUACGGCCGUCUGUCAGGGGCUGCCACCGCCCAGACGGUCGGACAGCUGUGCCAAGAAAGGCAAAACCAUCACAGAGUGAAAAAAACAAAGAGACAAAACCCAUCCAAAAAUGGUACAAAAGAAAGCAACAAUGGCAAGUGUUGAAAUAAAACACAAUAAACCCAGGCACUGACCCUAUUCAAUGAAAUUACAAAGUUUCAACCAUCUCCAAAGGCCACCUCUCCCAUAGGGGGGUCAUCUCCUUUCCUGCCGAGCACCCUCCACUGUAAGGAGGUGUUUCCUUAUUUUUACAAGCUGAGAAUUGCAGAAGUCUGGUUCAGGAAUUUGUGGGGGUUUUUUCUUUUUUUUUUCUGUUCACUCAUUGCUUUUCAGUUCCGGGGGAGCACGCAAAUUCUUUUUUUUUUUUUUUUUUUUAAUACUUAAUCCAAAAAAAGUUAAACUCAAAGCUUCAAGUUGCCGUCAGUGCUGGAAUUGAACAUGUGUAUUUCUGAAGCCACAAAAGACUGUGACACAGUCAAAAAACUUUUUCACUAUUACCCCUUUCCUCCCCUGCCACCUUCCAUUACUUUCUUUUUUAAGAACAUCACAAGACUGAUAUAUUUUUAAUACAAACACAGACACAAAGUCACACACAUUUAGUGACAAAAGCUGGAGCAUGUAGCAUCUCAAUCACCUGCCUGGGCUAAGAAAAAAAGAAGGAAAAAAACCCCCAACCCUAUAAUACAAUACGUGUCAUGUAUAUUUUGACUAUGGCAUUUCUCUUUGUAUAAUUAACUUUGAGCUCAUGGUACUGCAGGGAGAGAAAAUUCUGAUAAUUUACAACCAUAAACAUCCUGCUCUGGGUGGAACAAGGGGGAAAUAAAACAUCCUGACGUGGGUGGAACAAGAGGGACAGGGAGAGCAGCACUGUCUCCUUGGGAUGGUGGUGGUGGUAGGUUUGCUGCGUGGUCCUCCUGCUCAGAGGUGGAAGUGAAUUCAGGAAGACCCGGAUAGCGUGCCCACAUGUUCCCAACACCAUCCCACCCAGAGCUGUGGCGUGGCUGCCCUUCCAUUCUGUUGCUGCCCCAUUUUUCAAGCAGCCACACCUCGUCCACACCAUUUACAGGUACGAGCUUGAAAACUGCCACCCACGUCAGGACUCCUACAUUAUCGCAAGUACCUUUAGGGAACACCAGACAGACAAAAAAAAAGCAUCAUUUUAAUUUGAAAUGCAUUUCUUUUUAAGGAUAAAGAAGAAAAAAACCCACCAUCAUGAGAAUAUGUCAUGAGUUACAUCAACAGCUGCAAAUUGAAAUGUUGGGUUGGUAAUAAAAUAAAUAAAAACUA
Molecule: messenger RNA, 4249 nt
Organism: Cyanistes caeruleus (blue tit)
Lineage: Eukaryota; Metazoa; Chordata; Aves; Passeriformes; Paridae
Source: RefSeq, a predicted model, not a curated record